Messenger RNA from Thunnus maccoyii (southern bluefin tuna), 4562 nucleotides. It is a transcript of the gene qsox2, whose product is annotated as quiescin Q6 sulfhydryl oxidase 2. The coding region runs from base 236 to 2263 and encodes 675 amino acids. Gene Ontology annotation, biological process: protein folding. NCBI's taxonomy places the organism in Eukaryota, Metazoa, Chordata, Actinopteri, Scombriformes, Scombridae. Gene Ontology annotation, molecular function: flavin-dependent sulfhydryl oxidase activity; protein disulfide isomerase activity. The record is from RefSeq and is a predicted model, not a curated record. Gene Ontology annotation, cellular component: Golgi membrane. The transcript has 12 exons.
UAUUUGUUGUGUUUUUGUGUUGCUGUGUAAAAAGCCGUUUUGGUUCUUUGUUGAUCGGAAACUCCGUCAGAGUGAGACGUCUGUUCUUCCUGCUGCUCUCUGUUGUAAACACACGUAGCUUUCAGCGAGCAGCUGCUCUCAUGUCUCCCCAGGUCUCCGAGCUUGUUUUCGGCAGAAAUUCCCCCGCUCUCUGACAGCCUGCUCUCGGCGUGUCUCUCUCCGGACGGCAGACGGGAUGCUCCGGUUCUGGUUCGAAGCGGCGGUCGUCCUCUGGCUCGUCCCCGCGUCAGUGUACGCCGCAGCCCGGCUGUACACGGAGGACGACCCGCUGGAGAUCCUGACCAGCAGCAGCCUGAAACCCGCCGUCACUAACUCGUCCUCGGCCUGGCUGGUCCAGUUCUACUCGUCCUGGUGCGGACACUGCAUCCAGUACUCCAGCACAUGGAGGGCCCUGGCCCAGGACGUCAAAGACUGGCAUCAGGCGGUCAGCGUCGGCGUGUUGGACUGCGCUCAGGAGGAAAACUUUGAUGUCUGUAAAGAUUACAGCAUCAAGUUCUACCCGACAUUCAAAUAUUUUCGGGCCCACAGUUCAGAGAGCGACAGAGGGACGACGUACAGAGGUGCAGACAGAGAGAUCCAGUCAGUGAGACAGUUGAUGGUAAACAUCCUACAGAAUCACACCAAACUGGACUGGCCGGAUCACUGUCCUCCACUGGACCCCUACAGCUCUGUGCAGCUCCUCCCUCUGUUAGGUCAAAGGUCAGAUCACUAUACUGCCAUCAUCGUAGAGGAACCAGACUCCUACGUAGGACGGGAGGUGAUCCUGGACCUGCUGCAGUACUCAGGUGUGCAGGUGAGGAGAGCUGUGAGCUCUGAUCUCCCCCUGCUGGACGCUCUGAAGAUCACAACCUUCCCCUCCAUCUACCUGCUGCACCCCAACGGAACACACACACACCUGCACGUUCAGAAGAGGCUGCGUUUCUUCUUCUCCUCCUUGUUGAGGACGUUGCCGGGUGUUCAGCGCAGGUUGAAGUCGAGCAGCAGCAGUUCCAGUGACGGUCAGACGGUGGCGCUGCCAGACAAACACAGCACAGAGCCGUGGAGAGACUUCGACAGGUCGAAGGUGUACUCAGCUGAUCUGGAGUCGGCGCUGCACUACCUGCUCAGAGUUGAACUGGCUACCCAUAAUACACUGGAGGGGGAGGAGCUGAAGAUCUUUAAGGACUUUGUGACUUUGGUUGCCAAGUUGUAUCCAGGUGGAGGUUCGGUGGUGAAGCUGAUGGAGACUCUCUCUGAUUGGCUGCUCAGUCUGCCGCUGCAGCGAAUCCCCUACCAGGCCGUCCUGGACCUGGUGGACAACAAGAUGAGGAUCUCAGGUGUGUUCCUGGGGGCGGAGCUUCGCUGGGUUGGUUGCCAGGGCAGCAGGGCGGGGCUGCGGGGUUACCCAUGUUCCCUCUGGACUCUGUUCCACGUCCUGACCGUCCAACAUGACGCCAUGCCAACCGCACUGGACAACACAGCUCUGGAGGGCGAGGCAGCUGCGGUGCUGCAGGUGAUGCGUCGGUACAUCCGGACGUUCUUCGGCUGCGAGCAGUGCGGUCGACACUUCGAGCAGGCGGCAGCGGCGAGUUUGGAGACGGUUCAGAGCAGAGAGCAGCAGAUCCUCUGGCUGUGGAACCAACACAACAUGGUCAACUACAGACUGGCCGGCUCUUUCAGUGAUGACCCCCUCUUCCCUAAAGCUCCAUGGCCCAGCCCCUCCCUCUGCUCCUCCUGUCACGAGGAGAAAAACGGCAUCCACGUCUGGAAUCACGACAAUGUCCUCCUCUUCCUCCGCCAGCACUACGGAGCCUCCAACCUGUCCCCGAAAUACUCCCUGACCCCCCCGCGACUCCCUGCACCUCCUGCUGAUCCUGAACCUGCACAGACCAGCCGGCCUCAGGAGGAGGAGAAGCAAGGAGGGGAAGGAGGAGGAGAGAGGAAGGAGCCAGAGAGGAGAGCUGAGGAGCAGCCGGAGCCUCGACCCGGACACCAGGCCCUGAGGGAGGAGGAGCUGGGCCUGAGGGGGGCGGGAGGAGGUGCAACAGGAGGUGCAGGAGCAGGAGGAGGAGUGUGGAUUCUGGGUUUGGGGUUCAACAGUGUGGACAUGAGUCUGUGUGUGGUGCUCUACGUCUGCUCCUGCCUCUUCCUCAUGCUCCUCUUCUUCUUCUUCAAAGUCCGAUCCAGGAGGUGGAAACUCCGACACUCGCGCCUCUACGUCUGACCCGGACCGGACCGCUUUAAUCUGGACCGGACCACUUUAAUCUGGACCGGACUGGCUUAAUCUGGACCAGACCAGAGCGGUUUAAUCUGGACCGGACCGGUUUUAUCUGGACCGGACCGGUUUAAUCUGGGUCAUGUCUGUUUUGACUGUGAAUAUUCAGACGCAGCCCUGGACCAGGCUGGUUUUUGGUUUGUUGUGGUUCAGAUGUGGAACCUGGUCUGAAUUUAUUUAUUUUGAAAUUUUUAAAAAACUCAGACUGUGUUUUCUAAACUGUGUGUUGGACCUGGACCUGGACCUGGACCUGGACCUGGACCGUCUUCGUUUCACACCUGAUCAGUCCCUGAAGGAUUUCAGAGAUUUUUUGUGAUUAUUGAGGCCAAAAUUGUUUGAUUUUGCAGCAACUUUUCUCAAAAACUGCGACUCAGUUUGCGAUGUUUUAUGUGCUCUUAUUGCAGGAAAAAUGAUGAGGAAGGAAAAUAAAACUACUGCCAAUGAAGAAUCAUAUGUAAUCACUUCCUGCGCGCUGCAGAUACCACGACAUGAGAUGUGACAGUUGGUCACAGAUCAGUUUGUUCAUUUGGACAUUUUAUGCAGAAAAGUUGCAGUAAUUUAGCAACUUUGCAGAGAUUUCUUGAACUUGCAUUAAUUACUGCGAUCACAAAGUCAUAAUUUCCAGGACGGACUGGCUGUAGCAACUACCGGCUCCUCUAACGCUCUCUGAUUAAAGGCGUUUUCAAGAUUCAAGAGCUUUUAUUGUGACAUGAAAGGAUCACAACAGGUUAAAGGAAGUGAGUUCAGUUAGUUUUCAACAUAAAGCUCCUUCGCUCUGAGUCAGUAGAUGAGCUGUCGAUGAACUUGGUUCAGUUUCUUUUCACACACAGAAACGUCACUAACAACCAGGUGAGAACGUUCUCUCCUCUGAUUGGUUAGAUGUGUCUAGGGGUGGGAGCGAGAAUGUAAACACAGGAAGAAGCUCCUCUGUCAAAAUAAAACAUUUCGCUAGUCCAGGUCAGGUCUUGAUUCGUUCUCCGGCGAGCUGUUUAUGGCGAGUUGAUCGUGCCAGUUGACUGACUGAGGCUGCAGAGAAGAGGAAGGAACGUCUCCUGGCGGCGUUAUCGUAAUCAGUCAUAAACCGCCAUCUAAAAAAACGUCUACUAAGUAUGUCUGAACUUGGUUUGUUGGUUUUACACCGUGUAAUAAACGCGUCGCCUGGUUACCAUCAGACAUCGCAGCAUUUUUAAGUUGUUUGUUUUCAUGUAGAGAACAGAUGAGUUCAGAUUUAUUUAUGUUUUAUAAAUUAUUUCACUUCUUACAACCUGAAAAUAGUUUUAAUGUAGUAACGAUCCAGUUAGUCAUUAAUGCUGUAAAUGACUCCAACACAGUAAAAUUUGCAUUCCUAAAUCUAUUUGUUAUAAUGUUGCUUUUAUUUUAUUUUUUACUUUCCAUAAACAUAGAAGUGCUUUAUUUUGAAAAAUUGGAAAUUGACAGGAAGUCACACUGGCGACGGCGCACAGGUCCCGUUCUCUCAUGUAAACGUCACGACCGUCUCCUUCGGGAGGUGGUCGUGUCUCUGUCCACGCGCCAAACACGUUAAAUUCUCUCAUCAACAUCCCAGCAUGCAAAGCGAAACCGGCUACGGGAGCCGAGUAGUCGGUCGUAUCUCGUCCCCGCAGCAAACAAUCCGCUCCAGUCUUGGUUUGUGAUCCAGACCUCCUCCACUAGAGGGUCCGAGGAGGAAAACCAACCAGAUAACGCCCUAAACUACCCAGAAUCCCACAGGAGGGACCCCAUGAGAGACCAGGACCACAGGGGGACUGAACGGGACCAGACCGGUCUCUCAGACUUCACUGUGUGCCAAAUGUCUCACCUGCCGACAGACGACUCACCUGUCCUGUGUGUGUGUGUGUGUGUGUGUGUGUGUGCUUGUGUGUGUAUAUAUUUCUCUUUACUGUGAAACAUGGACUGUCCCGAUGAUGAUUGAUUGAAGUGUUAUUGAUCAGCUGAUUGGUUAUUUUAAACGACGUCCACAUGAAGCCACUAAAUAAGAGUUUCAGCUCAUUUCUGCAAAUUCAUCCGUCCACAUGAAAACACCGACACAGGUGAUUCUCCUACUGGGCACGUGCAGGUCAGCCACAGAAAACCAGUGAAGAAGAAACAGUUUACUGUUUCCGCUGCGGCUUCCUGACGUUUAGUUUAUUGCAGCAGAUUUUAACAGUCUGAGCAGAGAAAGAUGGUCGUUUAACUCUGAACAAGCUGUCAAAAGUAGAAAAUAAAGAGAACAACACUCGUAUGAAGCGUC